Molecule: messenger RNA, 1449 nt
Organism: Psilocybe cubensis
Lineage: Eukaryota; Fungi; Basidiomycota; Agaricomycetes; Agaricales; Agrocybaceae
Exons: 2
Coding region: 1-1449 (482 amino acids)
Molecular function (GO): hydrolase activity, hydrolyzing O-glycosyl compounds
Source: RefSeq, a predicted model, not a curated record
AUGCGACUUCAGAGCAAAGGAUUGCUCGUCCUCGUCGGCGCUGGGCUGAUCGCAUGCCCAGUCGCAGCAGAUUUCACGUCGACUAUCGACCCAACCUCGAAUAGGGGGAACUGGAAAGGCUGGGGAGUUUCUCUUGCAUGGUGGGGGAAGAUAUUUGGGACCAGGGAUGACCUUGCGGACAUUUUCUUCACGCGCAACUCUGUGUCUUUCAGCGGGAGCACUUUACCUGGCCUUGGACUCAACGUCGUGCGCUACAAUGCAGGUGCAUCGGGGUCUAACAGUUACAACGGGUCUUCUAUGGCAUCCAAUAAUAUCUUACCUAGUCGCAAGAUUGAUGGCUACUGGAUCAACUGGGGUAGCUCGGACCCAACGUCGUCCAGCUGGAAUUGGUCGCUGGAUCCGAACCAGCGUGCAAUGUUGACCAAGGCAAAGAGUCGAGGAGCCAACUAUUUUGAACUCUUUUCCAAUUCACCUAUGUGGUGGAUGUGCCAAAAUCACAAUCCAGCCGGCGCAAAAGGCGGAGGCGAGAACAUUCAAUCUUGGAACAUUGCCAACCAUGCUGUCUACCUUGCGACAAUUGCAAAAUAUGCUCAAACCAACUGGGGUAUCACUUUCACCUCCGUCGAGCCGUUCAACGAGCCGAGCUCGAAUUGGUGGACCGAUACCAACAACCAAGAAGGCAGCUUCUUCAGCAUCGCGACUCAAAAGACUGUCAUCAGCAACCUUCGUACUGAGCUAAACAACCGCGGCCUGCAGUCCACUCUCGUUGCCGCCUCCGACGAAAAUACCUAUGACAUAGCCACAUCCACAUGGAAUAGCUUCGAUUCGACCACCCGCAAUAACAUUGGAAGAAUCAACGUGCACGGGUAUCAGGACACUGGCGGCCGCCGGGACCUGCUGUACAAUGCAGCGCAAAGUGCCGGUCGUGAAAUUUGGAACAGUGAAUACGGGGACAGCGAUGCAACAGGGAAGCUUCUGGCCCAGGACCUUCUUAUGGAUUUCAACUGGCUGCACCCUACCGCGUGGACAUAUUGGCAGGCCAUUGACGUCAGCGGCUGGGGCCUGAUUGUCGGCGACCUUGAAGGGAACACGCUCUCCAGCGUCGCGAAGAAAUACUUCGUCCUCGCACAUUUUACGCGCCACAUCCGCGAGGGCAUGCGGAUCCUCGACACGGGCAACAACAACGUCGCGGCUGCGUAUGACUCGGCCAACCAGAAGCUCAUCAUCGUUGCUGCCAACUUUGACAGUACACAGUAUAUCAAUUUUGAUCUUUCGAAGUUCAGCAGGUACCCGAGUAGUGGAACCUUGAUACCCCGAUGGUCGACUCACAUGGGCAGCUCUGAAAAUUAUGCGACUUACAGCGAUACCUUUAUGAGCGGCACCAAGUUUUGGUCCAACUUUGACCAAAACGUAGUGCAGACUUUCGAGGUCAGCGGCGUUAGCUUGUAG